Spea bombifrons (plains spadefoot toad) is the source of this 921-nucleotide messenger RNA. Its product is annotated as pulmonary surfactant-associated protein A-like. Gene Ontology annotation, cellular component: multivesicular body; rough endoplasmic reticulum. Lineage: Eukaryota; Metazoa; Chordata; Amphibia; Anura; Pelobatidae. The record is from RefSeq and is a predicted model, not a curated record. The transcript has 5 exons. Bases 12 to 845 code for a protein of 277 amino acids.
ACACAGUAGACAUGCCUCAUUAUUAUAAAGGGUUAAUAGUGACAUUAUUAGCGGCUCUGCGCUUUUCACAUUGUGAUCCUUCCGAAAAACCCACCUGCUCAGUUGUUCAAGGGCUUCCGGGUCUUAAUGGAAGAGAUGGACGAGACGGGGUCAACGGUCAAAAAGGCGACCAAGGACCAAUUGGACCUCCUGGCUUAAGAGGCAUCAUUGGCCCCCCAGGUAAAAUAGGACCUCCGGGUCAGCAAGGAAUCCAAGGAGACAAAGGGUCUACUGGUUUACCAGAUGCAUCUAUGGCUCUAAAGGUCGCAAACUUGGAAAACAAAAUUGCUGAUCUAGAGAAGAGUAUCGCAGUUCUCAAACAAGAUACAUCAGCAUUUUUGGAUCAGCAACACCUUCGCCUGUCACAGCUAAAUCUCGGCAUAUCCAGACUGGAAGGAGUUUUUAUCAUGGAAGGAAAAUUGAAAUCAGCAGGAAAAAAGAUAUUCGUGACCAACGGAAAGGUGCUGGAUUUUGAAGACUCUAAAAAAACAUGUGAAGCUGCCGAUGGACAACUUGCCACUCCUAUGAACGACGAGGAGAACGACGCCAUCUUGGAUAUCGUGAAACAACACAACACUUACGCGUAUUUGGGAAUCAGGGAGGGAAAAAAAACUGGGGUUUUCCAUUACCUAGACGGGCGUCCGGUUACCUACACUCAUUGGAGCCCAUCUCAACCUGGUGGGAACGGAGCAGAAAAAUGCGUUGAAAUGUAUACCGAUGGGACCUGGAAUGACAAGCCGUGCAACUAUUACCGUCUCGUCAUUUGUGAGUUCCAAACUCGUAGAAAUAAUAUAAUAUUAUUUUAACAAGAACAUCAAGUCCGGCUCUUCCCAACAAGUCAGCCAAAUGUAUCUUGAAUAAAAAAAAAUUAUGUUCUUGGCG